This is a messenger RNA of Myotis davidii, 3763 nucleotides long. RefSeq names its product Ras protein specific guanine nucleotide releasing factor 1 (gene RASGRF1). Gene Ontology annotation, molecular function: guanyl-nucleotide exchange factor activity. NCBI's taxonomy places the organism in Eukaryota, Metazoa, Chordata, Mammalia, Chiroptera, Vespertilionidae. Gene Ontology annotation, cellular component: plasma membrane. Gene Ontology annotation, biological process: Ras protein signal transduction; positive regulation of GTPase activity. The record is from RefSeq and is a predicted model, not a curated record. The transcript is spliced from 26 exons.
GGGCAGGGUCGCGCGGCAUCUCCGGGGCCCGGGGGCCCUGUGGGGCGGAAUGGUACCUCUGGAUUGCAGAGGCCGUGGCUCGGCGCCAGAUCCCGGAGUGUAGACAUUUGGGGGGGAGGGGAGCGUGAGAAGGAGCCUGUGAGCCAGCGAGCGAGCGCCGGGGAGAGGCAGCGCGCCGCGGGCACGGAGAGGGGCUGCGCGGGGAAGAUGUGAGCGCGUGGGGUCUGGCUGGCCUCCGAGCACCAUGCAGAAGGGGAUCCGGCUGAACGAUGGCCACGUCGCGUCCCUGGGGCUGCUGGCGCGCCAGGACGGCACGCGCAAGGGCUACCUGAGCAAGCGGAGCGCGGACAACACAAAAUGGCAAACCAAGUGGUUCGCGCUGCUGCACAACCUGCUCUUCUACUUCGAGAGCGACUCGAAUCCCCCUCCGCGCAUCGGGCCGCCAGAGGAACCCCCUAAAGUACAGUCAGACCGAAACCAGGGCACAGAGGCUGCGGAUGCCGCGCGGGACACUCCAGGUACCGUCCUCCCUGCGCUCACUCACCCGUGGUGGGUCCUCACGCGGAUACGGGCCGUCCACGCACGAGAUGGCACGCGGGCCUCGACUGAGGCAACUCAAGGAUGCGCCCUAAGGGAGCGGGUGGGACCCAGGUCACAGGCGCCCACUAUUCCCACAGCAUUGGAGGUGGUGGCCGCGGUGAGGCGCGCGCAGCCGGACCAGCUACGUGACUCCGCCUCGGACCACGGGUCUCCGGCCACACGGUCUGGCUUGGGGUCCGGCUUCUGCCGCCUCCUGCAGGGCUCUCUGGGCCUCCGUUUCCCCAUCGGCGAGGUGGAGGCCCAUUAUUUCACCGUGAACUUCAGCCAUGAGAACCAGAAGGCCUUGGAGCUGCGGACUGAGGAUGCCAAGGACUGUGACGAGUGGGUGGCGGCCAUCGCUCACGCCAGGUGGGUCUCCCCCAGCCACGGGGUCCGGGCACGAGGGCGGCUGACCUGUGUUUCUUCGCAGAUCGCGUCCCUGCUCAAGGACAACGAGCGGAUCCAGUCCACCCAGACCACCGUGACCAGUGACCCCGGCGACGAGGACAGCGACAUCAAGAAGAUUAAGAAGGUCUGUACCUCCAUGGGACCCAAGGGGUUUUCACAGCAGGUCUCGCUGCGAAAGGGGUUUGCUGCUGGAGUCCCCCCGGGACCCCUGAGCUGUGUACACCUUGGGGGAAGCGCCUCGGGGCAGGAGCUCUGGGGGUCCCCCCUGACCCCCCCUUUUCCUUCCAGCGAGACCAUCAUGUUCCUGCACCAGAUCUUCUACCAGGGCCUGAAGGCGCGGAUCUCCAACUGGCCCACGCUGGUCCUGGGUCAGUCAGGGGUCAACCAGAGAUGGGUCAGCCAGGGGUCAGCGGGCCUCUCCCCUCUGCCCGCAGGCUCCCUCAUCCAGGUGCCCAUGUCCGAGAAGGGCAAGAUCCCGCGGGGCCGCCUGGGGUCCCUGUCCCUGAGGAAGGAGGGCGAGCGGCAGUGCUUCCUGUUCAGCCCCCGUGUGCGGGUCUGCACAGUGGGGGGUCACGGCCGCCUCCGACCCCCGGCCGCUCUCUUGCAGAACGGGGUGGUGUCCCUCAUUGAGUGCACGCUGCUGGAGGACCCGGAGAGCACGGAGGAGGAAGCCAAAGGGUCCGGCCAGGACAUGGACCACCUGGACUUCAAGAUCGGGGUGGAGCCCAAGGAGGCCCCGCCCUUCACCGUCAUCCUGGUGGCCUCGUCCCGGCAGGAGAAGGCAGCCUGGACCAGUGACAUCAGCCAGUGCGUGGACAACAUCCGGUGCAACGGCCUCAUGAUGAACGCCUUUGAGGAGAAUUCCAAGGUCACGGUGCCCCAGAUGAUCAAGUCGGACGCCUCGCUGUACUGUGACGACGUGGACAUCCGCUUCAGCAAGACCAUGAACUCCUGCAAGGUGCUGCAGAUCCGCUACGCCAGCGUGGGCCGGCUGCUGGAGCGGCUCACCGACCUGCGCUUCCUCAGCAUUUUCAUCGACUUCCUCAACACCUUCCUGCACUCCUACCGCGUCUUCACCUCCGCCGCCGUGGUCCUGGACAAGCUNNCCACUGUCCACAGGCUCAGGCCCCAUGGGGCGCCCCCUGGGAGCCUGUCAAACACGCAGGCCCUGGCCCAACUCUGACCUCGGCACCAGCCCCCCCUGCUGCAGGGGGACCCCCCCAAGUCCCCGCGCGCCACCCGCAAGUUCUCCUCGCCGCCCCCGCUGUCGCUCACCACCAAGACGGCCUCGCCCAGCCGCCGGCGCAAGCUGUCCCUCAACAUCCCCAUCAUCACGGGCGGCAAGGCCCUGGACCUGGCCGCGCUGGGCUGCGGCUCCAACGGCUACUCCCCCGUCUACUCGGCCGUGGCGCCCCUCGGCAAGGCCGCGCUGGACACCGGCAAGCUCUGCAUGUCCGGCGGCUUUGCCAGCAAGAUCGCCGACGAGGCUGAGGCGGCCGCCGAGAAGCCGGACGAGCCCUCGGCCCCCGGCAAGCAGAGCCCGAAUCCAAAAAUCGGGGACCGUCUGGGAGACGUCAGACCGUCCCCGCGCCUCCCGGGCUCCGACGUCUCCGUGAGGGAGGAGUCGGACACGGACCCGAACCAGAGUGACGAGGCCGACCCCGAGAUGUCGCCCACCAAAUCCCCGACGACACCCAAGCCCAUCAAGAGCAAAAAUCCCUCAGAGUUCCCCUUCUUUUCCUACAACGACUUUGAGACCAACAAGGAGCUCAAGAACAAGGUGGUUGGCUUCCUGGAGGAGGUGACGCGCAACCCGGAGCUGCUGACCCAGGAGCGGAAGGCGGCCGCCAACAUCGUGCGGACUCUGACGCAGGAGGACCCCGGGGACAACCAGAUCACGCUGGAGGAGGUCACGCAGCUGGCCGCGGGCGUGAAGGCCGAGCCCUUUGAGAACCACUCGGCCCUGGAGAUCGCGGAGCAGCUGACCCUGCUGGACCACCUGGUCUUCAAGAAGAUCCCUUACGAGGAGUUCUUCGGACAAGGCUGGAUGAAGCUGGAGAAGAACGAGAGGACGCCCUACAUCAUGAAAACCACGAAGCACUUCAACGACAUCAGUAACCUGAUCGCAUCCGAAAUCAUCCGGAACGAGGACAUCGGCGCCCGGGCGAGCGCCAUCGAGAAGUGGGUGGCCGUGGCCGACAUCUGCCGCUGCCUGCACAACUACAACGCCGUCCUGGAGAUCAUCUCCUCCAUGAACCGCAGCGCCAUCUUCCGGCUGAAGAAGACGUGGCUCAAAGUCUCCAAGCAGACGAAGGCGCUGAUUGACAAGCUGCAGAAGCUGGUGUCCUCGGACGGCCGGUUCAAGAACCUGCGAGAAGCGCUGAAGAACUGCGACCCGCCCUGCGUCCCAUACCUGGGCAUGUACCUCACCGACCUGGCCUUCAUCGAGGAGGGGACCCCCAACUACACGGAGGACGGCCUGGUCAACUUCUCCAAGAUGAGGAUGAUAUCCCACAUUAUCCGAGAGAUUCGCCAGUUCCAGCAAACCGCCUACAAGAUAGAGCACCAGGCGAAGGUCACCCAGUACCUGCUGGACCGGUCCUUCGUGAUGGACGAGGAGAGUCUCUACGAGGCCUCCCUCCGCAUCGAACCCAAGCUCCCCACCUGAAGCCGCCUGCGCCCCCCAGAGGCCGCCGGGCCGCGCUGUACAUACUCGUCCGUCUCUCCGGAUCCUCCUCCUCUGUGUGCUUCCCCAAGAACUCAGACCCGGCCCCCC